Molecule: messenger RNA, 4815 nt
Organism: Syngnathoides biaculeatus (alligator pipefish)
Lineage: Eukaryota; Metazoa; Chordata; Actinopteri; Syngnathiformes; Syngnathidae
Product: transmembrane protein 106C-like
Exons: 9
Coding region: 1857-2765 (302 amino acids)
Source: RefSeq, a predicted model, not a curated record
UUGUGCUGAUUGACUCAAAAAAACAAUCAAGAGCCUGUACUACGGUAUGGAAAAGCCUUAACUGUAUAAUAGUAUUAAUACUACUACCACUAAUAAUAAUAAUAAUAAAAAACGGGCAGUAUCUUCUUGUGCUGCGCAAACCAGCUCAUCGUGCGCCGUUUGUAACCUCGUAGUUUCUUGAUUACUGGUACGUAUAUUACAUUGUUAAACAUGUCCAGGAAAUCAAAUUUACUCAUUACAGUUGGGAAAUACAGUAAUGUAUUAAGUUAGUGUGCCUUCUUGGUCGCAUGACGACUUCGUACCCUCGGAAUGUCGUAAAGCUAGGAAACUGCCCUUGAGACAAACUUUGUGAUAGGUUAAAUAACUAUAAAAUUACCGUUUGUCCUCGGAGGCACUGAACGUUGUAAUUAAUCCAUAACAAAAAGACGUCUUUCCUUGAAUACUCAUGAAGACUGGGCACGAUACUUUUUCAUGUUUACACGUCUGCAAGUAAAUGCUUUACUGAAUUCUGAACGCUAGAGGGUAGGGUUUCUCACGAUAUGGCCCAUGCGCUUUCACAAAGGCCUGGGACAACAUUAAGGGACAUCCAUCCAUUUUGUGAGCCGCUUAUCCUCACAAGGGUCACGGGAGUGCUGGAGCCUAACCCAGCUAUCAUCGGGCAGGAGGUAUGGUACACCCUGAAUUGGUUGGCAGACAAUCGCAGGGCACAUACAGGCAGACAAAUAGCAGUCUAAAGUGGGGGCGCGGACAGGGCAGUGGCCCGGAACAUCCACCCACAGUGAGGCAUCCAAAGCGGCUAAAAGUCCUGCGGGUGAUCAUCUGUAGGGUGCAUCAACCGCAGCUGUACAUCAAUUCUACAUCAUUGACUUUUUUUUUUUGUUUGAAAAAAAAAACUUCUUUGGGGCCAUCGCCUCAUGGUGGGGUAGACUUGCUGGGCGGCAGGUCGUGGGUGGCUUUCAGUCUGGUGUGGCCUCCCAAGGUCAAAUUUAGUUCACAUGUAAAAGGAAUAGUGGACUUAAAGGGGAAAUCCAGUGCUAUGCAUGAACAGUGUAUCCAAUAGGUCAUGUAAUAUGUACCCUUUUUUGACAAUGUGAUGUUAAAUCCUUUCCGAAUAUUCAAUAUUAAUUACAGCCACAGGUUCACAUCUGUAUGGAAGUAGUCCUCCGUCUUCCCGAUCAACCGAUACUGCUAUUUCUUCAUCAGAUGAGGAUAAAUACGAGAAAUCGGCGCUGGGCAUAAUUGGUGUCCCAUAUAAUCGAGCCUUUGUUGUGGCACGGUACACAUCACAUCCGUGCAUGUAGGUCAUGUGACUCACGGAAAUGGCAGCACCCCUGAAAAUUCGGAAUUGUCGAAAAAAAUCUUCUCAAAACACUAUUAAAUGACAGCGGAUUUAGCAUCGCAUUGUCAAAAUAGAGUACAUAUUACAUGACCUAUUGGAUGCACUGUUCAUGCAAAACAGUGGAUUUCCCCUUUAAGUCCAUGGUGAAAUUUAACCCAAGAGCUAAGUAUUCCAAACUUUUUGUAAGUAGUGUAUAUGUAGGCCACAAAUCUUGAUAAUUUAAAUGAUUAGUUUGCUGGGUUUCGAGAAUGGAGCUGGCCGCAUUUGACCCUCGGUCCUUACAUUGCCCAAUCCUGAUGUCGACUCAUGGUAUUCCCAUUUAAAGUUUUCGGAAAUCAUAAAAUGUUCACCAUUCAUGCAAUCCAACUAGACACACAAAUAUCGUCCAAGAACUAAAGACUGCAGGCCACCCACACCGUAUCCACCUCCUCCGACUGUGGUGGAAACAAACUGAAGAGGCAGACGCGAUCAUCUCUAGAGACAGAGAAACCCGACGGAGGCAAGCCAGCCGCCCGCCAUGGGGAGCGCGUUCUCCCGUCUCUGCGGCGGCAGACUGUUGUCGAUCCUGUCGGCGAGGCCGAGCUCCGGGCGGCGAGCUGAAGAAAAGACGCGGGCACAGUGCCAAGACGACGACGACGACGACACCUUGGACGGGCUUGUGAGGAGCGAAGACAUGGCCAGGUUUCCUUACGUUGAGUUCACCGGCAGAGACAGCAUAACGUGCCCGACGUGCCAGGGAGGUGGACGCAUUCCCUCAGGGCAAGUCAAUGAACUGGUUGCACUGAUCCCGUAUACCGACCAGAGGCUGCAGCCUCAAAGAACCAAAUUCUACGUGGUUCUGUCCACUGUGUUGUGUUUCCUUGCCUCUUUGCUGGUGGCCUUCUUCCUCUUCCCGCGAUCAGUGAUUGUGAUGGAUGAUGGGAUACGUACGGUGACUGUGUACUUCGAUCCUCCCAGCUCCAAGGUCCAGAUGACCUUGACGAGCACACUUAACUUCAGCAACCCCAACUUUUUCUCGGUGCUGGUGCAGAGUGUUAACUGUCAGGUCCUCUACAUGAAGAAGGUCAUCGGCACGCAUCAUCUGAACAAUGUCACCACCAUUUUACCACUUAGCAGGCUUCAGGUAAAUUACACAGUCAGCGUGGAGAUUGGCAGUAGUGCGCCAUACGUCUAUGCCUUCUGCACCAUGCGCAGCAUCAAGAACCUCAGUGAAAACCUCACACAUGGUGCGAACAUCCCAGAACAGCCUGGAAGCGUAUCACUAUGUCAACUGUGGCUCCAACACCACCUACCAACAGUGGCACAGCUUCUCAGCCCACAGGCACCACGAGUAACAACAGCAAUGAAGAAGGAUGGAGUGUUCAUUCUACUGAACGAUGGUCGAAGUUCACACUUAAUCUGGUUCCGUGAACAAAGUGACUCUUAAUCUGAGCAGUUUCCUGAAGAAGGUUAGCUGUUCAAUGUUUAUUUCUCGGUGUUUUUUUUUUGUUUGUUUUUGGGGUUUGGGGGGGGGUCACUUCUGGGUCCACAAAGUAAUCACAUUGCAGGUAUAAAGUAUGUCAUUGCACAAUUGCUGGGGUGUUUAGAAAUGAACUCACUCUGUAGCAGCUUUAAAGCUUUUGUUAUAGGAUAAGUACUGCUGCAGUUUCAAGGGCAAACCUAUUUGAAAAAUGAGUUUUGUAAACGCUACAUAUUGUUACAAAUGUUGCAUCUGCUGAAUUAUUCAAGUACAGUGUACGAAGCCUAAAACAUUUCUGUAGCUUUGUAUUUUUCAUCUUGUUCUUUGAUGAGGAUGAACUGAAGCUUCACUCCUGCUUCAAAACUGCAUUUGAACAGGUUUGGAUAGCGUCAUAAACCAAAUGUGUACAAAAUUACUGGCCAAUCAGACUGGGCAAUAUACUUCUGUUGUGAGCAGCAUUUUCCCUCAUCCCGCUAGUGUUUUACUUAAAUCCUGUGUGGGUUAUAAGGAUCUCUUUCUAGAUUAAUGGAUGUACACAUUGUUUUUGAAGGGUGUGCUAUUUGUACAAUGAUGCUUUCUCUGAUGCAUUUUAGACGUUUUAAAAAUAAUUACUUAAUGGUAUGUGUUCCAAGGCUAAAGAAGCGUCAACAAAAAAUGUAAAUUCUGUUAAUUUUCUUUCUUACCUUUUUUCCAUGUCCCCAUUACCCACCACACCUAAAAAGAACUGUUGACUCACAAGCAUGUAAGGUACCAACCACAUCAUCACUUUAUUCUAUUUUCUGGAUACAAAAUAGCAGAAUAUCCUUUUCCAACAAAACAUUUUUUCCUUUUGUUAUAUUUCAUACACAGUCCUAUAGUUGCAUCUGAAAAUAUAUUACUACAUAAUAUAGAGAUCAACAUGGGGAAAUAAUACAAAGAUCACAAUAUAUUAUUGCUGUAAUAAACGUAAUGUCUUGUUUCUGAAAGAAAACACUAAAAUAAAUGCAUAGUAGAGCUACAAAGAGUAGUUACGUACAAAAAUAUAGUUGGAAAAGGCUUAUUAAUUUAUAAAAGAGUGCUUCAUCUUUGGUUAACAUUUUUGCCCACCAUGUGACAAGGUCGUUCACUACAAGAAUAGUACAAUAACACUGGACGUCCAUCAAAUCUCCUUUUCCCGCUUCACUUGCGUCACCUUAGUUAAGAGCGGCUGUAACGACACUUAGUUGCUUAAUACUGUCCUUUCAGACUGCCUCGGACGCGCACGGUUAAAAAGUUAACGUUCUAGUUACACGCAGCAGUCUCAUUCUUGUUCUCAUUUACGGCGUAUGAGUGGAUGGAAUGAAACUAGAUUGUCAAUUAUCACGCGAGUUACUGUACAUGCGUGACACUAAACUGUAUCAGGUCUUUGGUCCUAUAGUUUGUGAUGCUACAAAUCUUCGAGAUGGCCUCUGCAUGAUGUCUGGUUCCACACAGCUGGUUAAGUCGGAUUUUCAAUUUGGGGCCAAAUGCAAUCAUGAAAAAAAAAAUCAAACUAUUGUAUAUUCGUGCUGUACUGUACUUUCCAGUUCCAGAGCUUAUUCAGUAAAAAUAGUCAACGCAGUUUUGUUCAAAUUAUAAUAACUAGUUGUAGUUAUUUACAUAUAUCGCUGUCCAAUAACUUGCAUGUACUGUAUACUUAAAAAAAAAAAAAGAUCCUUUAAUAACCAAUAAGUGUGCUGAAAUAUCCAUAAUUCUUUCCCAAAACUGUUUUGUUUGUCCAACAUUAAUCACGUCCUGACCCACUUCAUCAUCUCUGGAUUUUGACGGAAUGCUGAGUAUGAAUUUUGUAUUGUCCGAUCUUGAUGUGAUCCUUUGAAGCCAGCCUUCAUCACAGCAGGUAAUUAGGACUGCUUUUGUGGUAGGUAAUAUGUUGUUCAAAUAGAUCUUUAGCUUUUUUAUGCCAGCUUUAUUAUUUGAGUAUUUUCGGCCUCAAUGUUUUUGGCUUUUUGAAACUUCUCUGAAGUUUGAUUGUUUUUUUUUUUUUUUUUUUUUUUUUUUU